AUGAUGUCGUCCAAUCUUGCAGGGACAUCCGGGAGCAAAGCAGCGGGCGGCCAGGUCUUCUCACCCACCAUGGAUUCCAAUCCUCCUUCAACCCCAGCGCAAGACAAUAGUCUUACAAAACUCGUCGAACAGCGCCAUGACUCCCUGACGAAGGGAUAUGCUCUCGACAUCUCGCUCGCUUCCUCAGUCCCGCCAGGUUGGAAAGGUAGUCGCAUUCCUUCAGAUCAUGUCCCGAGGAAGGCACCGCUUGCAGCUCGCUCCACAGAUGAACUCUCUCCCCUCACAGCCCAUAAGGUUCCGAAAGUGAAACAGGAUAGGUCGGGUAUUAGCCCAGAAGAGACCUUCGAGGUCAUUCGAGCGAACCGCAUACACCAACAUAAGUCGUUCGAAACGCCAUCUGGCAUCCCUAGUCGAGGACGUCCACGACUGGACGACGGCGACGGAGGUCAGAACGUGAACGCAGCGGGUAGCUUGAACGGCCGAGGCGGAUACGCGCAGCCUCCUAUUGGUCUUUUCGCGCCUCCGCAGGUAUCCAAUACAACAACACCCCCCAAAGUUAGAAAGCUGCGUCCGCAGUACAGCUACCAGGUCCCUCCCGAGUUGAUAGGCACGAAGACUGCCCUAGGUCCAGAUAACUGGGACGAAUACGUAUACUUCAUGGAGCAGCUAUCGACUGAGAACAUUACUGCUCACGAGUUUGACAAGCGCGCGAAACCGAUCUUCCAAGUCUUCGACGAGAGGACGAGAAAGAAGCUGAAUAACAUCAUGGCAACUAAGAUGAUACUUCCGCGGCUUGAGGAGCUGCGAGAAAGAGGUCAGUCCACUAAGGGUGCGGAGGACGUCUAG
This is a messenger RNA of Alternaria atra, 846 nucleotides long. RefSeq lists its product as uncharacterized. The record is from RefSeq and is a predicted model, not a curated record. The transcript has 3 exons. Bases 1 to 846 code for a protein of 281 amino acids. Lineage: Eukaryota; Fungi; Ascomycota; Dothideomycetes; Pleosporales; Pleosporaceae.